Bubalus bubalis (water buffalo) is the source of this 8225-nucleotide messenger RNA. RefSeq names its product zinc finger protein 236 (gene ZNF236). The record is from RefSeq and is a predicted model, not a curated record. The transcript has 33 exons. Gene Ontology annotation, cellular component: nucleus. Bases 130 to 5868 code for a protein of 1912 amino acids. Gene Ontology annotation, biological process: regulation of transcription by RNA polymerase II. NCBI's taxonomy places the organism in Eukaryota, Metazoa, Chordata, Mammalia, Artiodactyla, Bovidae. Gene Ontology annotation, molecular function: DNA-binding transcription factor activity, RNA polymerase II-specific; RNA polymerase II cis-regulatory region sequence-specific DNA binding.
CGCCGCCCUCGCCCGACCGGGCGCGCGCCGCGCCUCCGCGGCCGGUCCCCGCGCGUGCGCGCUCCGCCGGGUGUAUGUGUGUGAGUGUGUGUGCGGCCGAGGGGUGGGCCGCCGCCGCCGCCGCCGACGAUGCCGCGGGGCCGCCCCCCGAAGCCCAAGGAGAGCAAGGCGCGCGGCGACACCGAUGGAGUUUUAACAUUGAAUGCGGAGAACACUAAUUAUGACUAUCAAGUUCCAAACUUCCAUAAAUGUGAAAUCUGUCUGCUAUCUUUUCCAAAAGAGUCCCAGUUUCAACGCCACAUGCGGGAUCACGAGCGAAAUGACAAGCCACAUCGAUGCGACCAGUGCCCCCAAACCUUUAAUGUUGAGUUCAACCUGACCCUUCACAAAUGUACCCACAAUGGGGAGGAUCCUACUUGUCCCGUGUGUAACAAGAAAUUCUCCAGAGUGGCUAGUCUCAAAGCACAUGUUAUGCUGCAUGAAAAGGAAGAGAACCUCAUCUGCUCCGAGUGCGGGGAUGAGUUCACUCUGCAGAGCCAGCUGGCCAUCCACAUGGAGGAGCACCGCCAGGAGCUGGCCGGAAGCCGCACUCACACCUGCAAGGCCUGCAGGAAGGAGUUCGAGACGUCCUCACAGCUCAAGGAGCACAUGAAGACACACUACAAGAUCAGGGUGGCCGGCACCAGGUCGUACAACAGGAACAUCGACAGGAGCAGCUUCACAUACUCCUGCCCGCACUGCGGGAAGACGUUCCAGAAGCCGAGCCAGCUGACGCGGCACGUCCGGAUACACACAGGUGAAAGGCCAUUUAAGUGUAGCGAAUGUGGAAAAGCUUUUAACCAGAAGGGUGCGCUGCAGACUCACAUGAUCAAGCAUACGGGUGAGAAGCCCCACGCCUGUGCCUUCUGUCCUGCCGCCUUCUCUCAGAAAGGGAACCUCCAGUCCCAUGUGCAGAGGGUUCACUCCGAGGUCAAGAAUGGCCCUACCUAUAAUUGUACAGAAUGUAGUUGUGUAUUUAAAAGUUUAGGUAGCUUGAACACUCACAUCAGCAAGAUGCAUAUGGGUGGACCACAGAAUUCAGCAGGCGCUACAGAGACUGCUCACGUCUUAACGGCCACGUUGUUUCAGACUUUACCUCUCCAGCAGACGGACACCCAGGUCCCGUCGGCUCCCGGUCAGCAGAGCUCGCAGGUGGUGACCGACGUCAUCCAGCAGUUGCUGGAGCUGUCAGAGCCGGGGCCGGUGGAGGCCAGCCAGCCGCCCCAGGCUGCCCAGCAGCUGAGCAUCACCGUGGGCAUCAACCAGGACAUCCUGCAGCAAGCCUUAGAAAACAGUGGGCUGUCUUCAAUUCCAGUUGCAGCGCAUCCGAGCGACCCCAGCCACACCAAGGCCGCAGCAGCUCAGGGCCAGACCCCAGACGCUACGAGCGUUUCAAGUGAGCCAGCUGACCCUACAGACACAGAGCAAGAGAAAGAGCAGGAAAGCCCAGAGAAGCUGGAUAAAAAGGAGAAAAAGAUUAUAAAGAAGAAAUCACCGUUUCUACCAGGGUCGAUCCGCGAGGAGAAUGGCGUGCGCUGGCACGUGUGCCCCUGCUGUGCCAAGGAGUUCCGCAAGCCCAGCGAUCUGGUGCGCCACAUCCGCAUCCACACCCACGAGAAGCCCUUCAAGUGCCCCCAGUGCUUCCGGGCCUUCGCCGUGAAGAGCACGCUGACCGCCCACAUCAAGACGCACACGGGCAUCAAGGCCUUCAAGUGCCAGUACUGCAUGAAGAGCUUCUCCACCUCGGGGAGCCUCAAGGUGCACAUUCGCCUGCACACAGGAGUCAGACCUUUUGCUUGUCCUCACUGUGACAAGAAGUUCCGAACCUCAGGCCACAGGAAGACUCAUGUCGCCUCUCACUUUAAACACACGGAGUUGAGAAAGAUGAGGCACCAGCGUAAACCUGCCAAGGUUCGCGUGGGCAAGGCGAAUGUCCCAGUCCCGGACAUUCCUUUGCAGGAACCGAUUCUCAUAACAGACGUAGGUCUUAUCCAGCCCAUUCCAAGGAACCAGUUAUUUCAAAGUUAUUUUAAUAACAAUUUUGUAAAUGAAGCAGAUAGACCAUACAAGUGUUUUUACUGUCAUCGUGCCUAUAAAAAGUCUUGUCAUCUUAAACAACACAUCAGGUCCCAUACAGGUGAAAAGCCCUUUAAGUGUUCUCAGUGUGGAAGAGGCUUUGUUUCCGCAGGAGUGCUCAAAGCGCACGUGCGAACGCACACAGGCCUGAAGUCUUUCAAGUGUCUGAUCUGUAACGGCGCUUUCACGACCGGGGGCAGCCUGCGGCGACACAUGGGCAUCCACAACGACCUCCGCCCCUACAUGUGCCCCUACUGCCAGAAGACGUUUAAGACCUCGCUCAACUGCAAGAAGCACAUGAAGACCCACAGAUACGAGCUCGCCCAGCAGCUCCAGCAGCAUCAGCAGGCCUCCGCCAUGGAUGACAGCACCGUGGACCAGCAGGGCAUGCACGUGUCUACCCCGAUGCAGGUGGAGAUCGAGAGCGAGGCACUGCAGCCCAGCACCGAGGCCGUGGCCGCCAACCCCGGGGCCAUGCUGGAGCUGGGGCCGCCUCACGGCGUGAGCGCCGAAGAGGCGGGGCUGGGCCCGCAGAUGGCGGGGCAGCCUUUGGAGGCAGAGGAAGACAGGUUCGUGGCCCCACAGCAGGCCCUGCAGGGGCAUGUGGACCAGCUUCACGAGCAGGCACCCCCUCAGCAGUCCUUCGAACCGGCUGGCUUGUCUCAGGGUUUUACAGUGACUGAUACAUACAGUCAGCAGACCCCGUUCCCCCCUGUCCAGCAGUUACAAGAUUCUAGCACACUGGAGUCCCAGGCCCUCUCCACAAGCUUCCACCAGCAGAACCUCCUUCCCGUGCCUGGCACCGACACCAUUAAUGUAACAACUCGUUUGAUUCAGGAGUCCCCCCAGGAGGAGAUGGACCUGCCGCCUCCACGCCCCCCGUUCCUGGAGGAGACCGAAGAGCAGAGCCGGCGCUCCUACAGGUGUGACUACUGCAGCAAAGGCUUUAAGAAGUCCAGCCACCUGAAGCAGCACGUGCGCUCACACACAGGGGAGAAGCCCUACAAGUGCAAGCUCUGUGGACGUGGCUUCGUCUCCUCCGGGGUCCUCAAGUCCCACGAGAAGACGCACACCGGAGUCAAGGCCUUCAGCUGCAGCGUGUGCAGCACCGCCUUCACCACCAACGGCAGCCUCACCAGGCACAUGGCCACGCACGUGAGCGCGAAGCCCUACAGGUGUCCGUUCUGCGAGCAGGGCUUCCGGACCACAAUGCACUGUAAGAAGCACAUGAAGACGCACCAGACAGCCACCUCGGGCGGGUCAGUGCCAGGAGACACGGACGGAGGAGAGAUGGGUCUGGAGGAGGAGGAGGACGGCUCCGAAAGAAGCACAUCCCGGAAGGCGCGUCCCGAGGUCAUCACCUUCACCGAGGAGGAGACGGCGCAGCUGGCCAAGAUCCCGCCGCAGGAGAGCGCCACAGUCUCGGAGCAGGUGCUGGUGCAGUCGGCCGCCGAGAAGGACCGCAUCAGCGAGAUGAAGGACCGGCAGGCCGAGCUGGAGGCCGAGCCCAAGCAUGCCAAUUGCUGCUCCUACUGCCCCAAGAGCUUCAAGAAGCCCAGUGACCUGGUCAGGCAUGUUCGAAUCCACACUGGAGAAAAGCCAUAUAGAUGUGAGGAAUGUGGGAAGAGCUUCACAGUGAAGUCCACCCUAGACUGCCACGUGAAGACUCACACAGGCCAGAAGCUCUUCAGCUGCCAUGUGUGCAGCAACGCCUUCUCCACCAAGGGCAGCCUGAAGGUGCACAUGCGCCUGCACACGGGUGCGAAACCCUUCAAGUGCCCGCACUGCGAGCUGCGCUUCCGCACGUCAGGGCGGAGGAAGACACACAUGCAGUUCCAUUACAAGCCAGACCCCAAGAAGGCCCGGAAGCCCGCGCCCCGGGCGGCGGCCGAGGGCCCACAGCCCGUGAACGCAGCCCCCGCACCGUCCGCCGACCCCGGCGUGUUCAUCAUGAAUAGCCCGGUGCUGACCGGGCAGCUGGACCAGAGUCUGCUGCAGCCGGGCCUGCUGGGCCAGGCCGUCCUGCCGGCCUCCGUGUCAGCUGGUGGUGACUGGACAGUGUCUUUGACGGACGGGAGCUUGGCCACCCUGGACGGCAUACAGCUGCAGCUGGCAGCUAACUUGGUGGGGCCCAAUGUCCAGAUCUCCGGGAUCGAUGCCUCCACUGUCAAUAACAUCACUCUGCAGAUUGACCCGAGUGUCCUGCAGCAGACCCUACAGCAGGGCAACCUGCUUGCUCAGCAGCUGACAGCGGAGCCCGGCCUGGCCCCGCAGGGCAGCUCCCUGCAGACACCGGAGAGCACGGUCCCGGCCAGUGUGGUCAUCCAGCCCAUCCCAGGCCUGUCCCUGCAGCCCACGGUGACAUCUGCCAACCUGACCAUAGGCCCACUUUCGGAGCAGGACUCGGUGCUGGCCACCAGCAGCAGCGGGACGCAAGACCUCUCUCAGGUGAUGACCUCACAAGGCCUGGUCUCCACCUCUGGCGGCCCCCACGAGAUCACCCUGACCAUCAACAACUCGAGCCUGAGCCAGGCGUUGGCCCAGGCUGCCGGGCCCGCUGCUGCCGCAGCCUCGGGGCCGCCACAGGAGAUCACCCUGACCAUCUCUGAAUUCUUCUCGGAUCAUGUAGAAAAUAACGAUAGAAAAAUAGGUCAAGAUCUUAUUCAACACAGUUCUAAUGGAAGUAGUGAACUAAACGGAAGCAUAAGACUGUCAGCACCUACAAUCAAUAAUCAAUCCACAGGUGCCACCUUGACAAUAAGCAAUGAUCAGCUGCUCUCGCAGAGCGCAACAUUAAACUCUUCAGAACUUAACGCCACAGCUGGAAGCCUGCCUCCCACAACGCCGCUGUCGCCGUCUGCUGUCUCUGCGCAGAGCCUGGUCAUGUCCUCGUCCGCGGUGGGGGCAGAGGCCAGCGUCACGCUGACCCUGGCAGACACCCAGGGCUUGCUGUCCGGGGGGCUGGACACCGUCACGCUCAACAUCGCCUCUCAGGGUCAGCAGUUCCCAGCCUUACUCACGGACCCUUCUCUCUCGGGCCCGGGGGGCACGGGCUCACCCCAGGUCAUCCUGGUGAGCCCCCCCGCACAGCCGUCGUCCGCCUGUGAGGAGAUCACCUACCAGGUGACGGACGUCUCCGCCAGCCUGGCCCCGGGUGGAGCGCCUGAGAAGGAGGCCCGGCUGCACGCGUGCCUGGAGUGUGGCUGCAGCUUCGGCUCGGCCGGCCUGCUGCUGCAGCACAGCAAGGCAGCCCACGGGCGUGAGCGCAUCCACGUGUGCCCCGUGUGCAGGAAGGCCUUCAAGCGCGCCACGCACCUCAAGGAGCACAUGCAGACGCAUCAGGCCGGUCCUUCCUUAAGCUCUCAAAAGCCACGGGUGUUCAAGUGUGACACGUGUGAGAAGGCCUUUGCCAAGCCCAGCCAGCUGGAGCGCCAUAGCCGCAUCCACACAGGGGAGCGGCCAUUCCACUGCACGCUCUGCGAGAAGGCCUUCAACCAGAAGAGCGCGCUGCAGGUACAUAUGAAGAAGCACACGGGGGAGCGGCCGUACAAGUGUGACUACUGCGUCAUGGGCUUCACGCAGAAGAGCAACAUGAAGCUGCACAUGAAGCGGGCCCAUAGCUAUGCAGGGGCGGUGCCGGAGCCCGUGGGCCAGCAGGACCAUGGAGCGGAGGCGCUGAGCCACGCGCUGCACCUGGACGAGGUGGUCCCAGAGCCUGCGAGUGAGUGGCAGGCCCUGGCCAACGUGUUCUGACGGGCGCCGCCCCGAGGAUGUCCUGGAGUCAAGUGUGGAGGAGAACAGAGCACUUGGGAUUUCUGUUUUGAAGCCUCAAGUGUUACAAAUGUCACCGCAAUAGUUUUUUUAGCUACAAAAUGGUCUAAAGAUCACUGACUUUCAGCGACUUCCAGGAAGGAGCUGGGCGAGGUGGAAGGCACGGCGUUUUCAUGUCUCUGCAGACCACUAAACUCAGGUCCACGUCAGCAGUCUCACCCUCCCCGUGGCCAGUGCAGCCAGCUAGCCAUCCGCCGGAUCUUCCUGUCAUCAUGGUGUGAUCAGUAAGACAGGUGUCAGUGUGGGGGAAGGCAGAGGGUUCUCUAUUCCUUCAUGCUUCCCAUGACAAAAAACAUAGCUCAUGAAACCAACAUAAGCUAGGUGCAUGAAGUUCAAAGGAAAUGCUAUGACACACAGGGAAGUUUUUUCCAUUUUUUUCUGUGUGUGUUUUGAGAUUAGUAGAAAUGGACUCUUUUUUUUUUUUAGCCUACCGUAUGUUAGUAUACUGGGACCUUGAGAGAUGGCUGGACCACUUCUCUCCAGGACAGAGAGCUACCCGUCAGUCAGGAGAAGGCAGCACCUGGGGCGUGAACGUGACGACAGAGUCAGCCUGACCCACAAGCGAGGACUCGGCCGUCCCUGCUGGAGGCGGUCGCACGCGCCCGAGUCCCCGCCGGGCCCACGGCUGGGUCAGCAGAAAGCACAAGCUGCACCGCAGACUGCAGACCGCGGCGCCGGCUCCCGGGAGCGGAGACGCUGCCGCCCCGUGCGCCCCAGCGACCCAGAGGAUAGGAACAUGUCCAAGCCCCGCGGUGUUCUCUUCGUCCAUAAGCAGGUGUACUUUUUAUUUCAGGGAAUCCUUUAGUAUCAUCAAUGGUGCCACGUUGAACAUGCCCCAAACCAACCAAAUCCCGCCCUCGCUGGGGCAGAGUGCGCGUCGAUCCCACGGCAUUCCAAAGACAGAAACUUCUUACUCCACGUGACUCUCUCCUUGGAAAUUAUUUAUAUGUUCUAUAUAUAAAUACGUAUGUACAUAUGCAGAUAUAUGGGCCUCUGUGUGGCUGAACAGUAUAUUUUGUAAAUAAGCACUAUCCCUGUUACAGAGAGAGCGGCAGCAUUUUUACCUCCAACGAGCACUUCAGAUCAGUAUUGCAUUCAUUUUGUUAAUAAAGAAAUGGACAUCCUCGUCAUUGUGACAUAAAGCUGGGGUUGCUUUUUUUGUGUUUGUUUUUCCUAAGAAUAAUUGCCUUUAUUUUUUCUCAUUGCCUCACUGGUUUCAGAAGAGAGCAAUUUUAUUAUAAACAGUGUAUGGACUUUGUGUGUUAAGAGAGGAGCUCAUUGCAGGUUCCUGAGGAGAGACGUUUCGCUGUUACUUUUUGAAGGGGCAUCUGUUGACUUUUUGUUGCUCACACUUUUGGCAUAUGUAUAUAAGUAGUAUUGAUGGUGAUAUAAAAACUUUUGUUAUGUGAAAAUAUUUAAGUCUGAAAACUUAAAUAAUAUUACUUUUUUUUUUCAAACUGCUUUGUGUAUUGUAUAUUUUUUUAAAGAAAAAAAAAAAAAAAAAGCCUUAUUUGACUUGUGAUACUGGACUUCUGUAUCCUGAGGUUUUUCUUGAAUGUCAGUGUGUGUACCUGGCUGGAGUCCGUAUAUUCAGAAUAACUGUAAUUGUGCCAGAGUUUUAAAGGUUCUGCUUUUAAUGCACUUUUCUUUUAUAAUUUUGUAUUAAAAUAUUUUAGAAAUGUUGAUUAAUUUUGGUGAACAAAUAUCUCCAAAGUUGAAAUUAUUGAAAUUUUAAAAAUUUUGUUCUUGCUAGGUUAUUUAUUUUGGUUUUAGCAUUAAAUGUCAUCUCAGGUCAGUCUCUGCAAGGGGUUUGUUUAAUUCCUAAUUGUAUAGAAAGCAUAGUUCAGUGAAUUGUAUUGGUGCACAGCCUGUUUAAGUAAGGCCUUACCAGGUGAAUCUAAAGCCUACUUUUAUUUUGGUUAAAGAAAAAAAAAAUCUAUCAGUAAUCCAUUUUGUGAGUCUUCUCAGUUUAUUAUCAGGCAAACACAAGACAUUGAUGUAUUAUUUUUAUUUACUUCCUAAUUAUAAAAGCUGCUUCUUUGCAAAACAUUCCUUGAAAAAUAAGGUUUUGUAAAGACAAUUUCACUUGAACUUUUGGUGGAGUGGAGUACAAGUUGAUCUUUAUACUUUACUGGUUGAUAAAAAGUCUUCUGACAAGAGAUUUCUAGUCUCCUGCAUAACCAGGGUUUUGAGGAUAGAUAAUUGUAUUUUUUAAAAAUAUCUAUCAUAGCAUAUCUGCUUUGGAAUAACAAUAAAUAAAAAAAAAUGAAGUUAGGAAA